CACAUGAACAAAACAAACAAGAACUCGAAUCGAACACGACUCCUCGGCUGAAAAAAUCGGGGAUAGCUCGGCGAAGGCAAGCCAUUCCAGCUUCUAGCUCAGCACACGCCUCUUUCCCAUCCUCUGCGGUCUGCGCCUCCCAUGCCGUCGCCCUCGCUCCGGCUCGCCGUCGUCGGCGCGGGCGCGGCCGGGCUGGCGGCGGCGCGUGAGCUCCGCCGCGAGGGCCACGUCCCCGUCGUCUUCGAGCGCGCCGCCGCCGUGGGGGGCACCUGGCUCUACGCCGCCCCGGCGCCCGCAGCCGCCACCGACCCGCUCGGCGCCGCCGCAACCCACUCCAGCCUCUACGCCUCGCUCCGCACCAACCUCCCCCGCGAGGUCAUGGGCUUCCUCGACUUCCCCUUCGCCGCGGCCAGCUCCGUCGUCGACGCGCGCAGGUUUCCCGGCCACCAGGAGGUGCUCCGGUACCUCGAGGACUUUGCGCGGCGGUUCGAUCUGUACGGGCUCGUCAGGUUCGAGACGGAGGUGGUUGGAGUCCGCAGGGAGGCCGGCGGGAGGUGGACGGUGACGUCCAGGAAGCUUGGGGAGAAAGGGGAGCAGGACGAGGAGGUGUAUGAUGCCGUCGUGGUUUGCAACGGGCACUACUCCGAGCCUCGCAUCGCAUCCAUACCUGGGGCAGAUGUGUGGCCCGGAAAGCAGAUGCAUAGCCACAAUUACCGUGUUCCCGAGCCAUUCCUUGAUCAAGUAGUGAUCGUAAUCGGAGCCUCGGCAAGUGCAGUUGACAUUUCGAGAGACAUUGCAAGCGUUGCAAAGGAGGUUCAUAUUGCUGACAGAUCAGCACCGGCUUCCACCUGCGAACAGCAACCUGGAUAUGAUAAUAUGUGGCUCCAUUCCAUGAUUGACAGUGCACAAGAAGAUGGCAGUGUGGUGUUCCAGGAUGGCCACUCAAUCAAAGCGGAUGUCAUCAUGCACUGCACUGGCUACCUGUAUGACUUCCCAUUCCUUGGCGAUGAUAGCACCAUUUCUGUGGACGACAACUGCGUUGAUCCAUUAUACAAGCAUAUUUUCCCUAUACAUGUGGCUCCUGACCUAUCUUUCAUCGGAUUGCCGUGGAAGGUUAUCCCUUUUCCACUGUUUGAACUCCAAAGCAAAUGGGUUGCUGGUGUUCUGUCUGGACGGAUCAAGCUUCCAUCCAAAGAUGAAAUGAUGGAAGAUGUCAAAGCCAUCUACUUGAGAAGAGAAACUCGUGGAUGGCCUAAGAGAUACACCCACAACUUUAGUGGUGGCUAUCAGUUUGAGUAUGAUGAUUGGCUCGCGGAGCAAUGCGGUCAUCCACCAAUUGAAGAAUGGAGGAAACAGAUGUAUGCUGCUAAUUCGAAGAACAAGGCAGCUCGUCCGGAGAGCUACCGCGACGAGUGGGAUGAUGAUCAUCUGUUGGCACAAGCAAAUGAGGAUUUCAAGAAAUACCUAUAAUCUUUGUUGUGAAUCCUGAUUCUCAUUCCGAUUUGAAAAUCGUAUAGCUUACAGGUCAAAUAAUGUUCAGUCCAUACGUGCACUCAAAACUAGAAUGUGAAUCAUUGCUUUAAUUUGUGAAUCAGUUCGUAAUUGGAGGAUUCACGAACGGCA
This is a messenger RNA of Lolium perenne, 1623 nucleotides long. Its product is annotated as flavin-containing monooxygenase FMO GS-OX-like 4. The record is from RefSeq and is a predicted model, not a curated record. Gene Ontology annotation, molecular function: N,N-dimethylaniline monooxygenase activity; flavin adenine dinucleotide binding; NADP binding. NCBI's taxonomy places the organism in Eukaryota, Viridiplantae, Streptophyta, Magnoliopsida, Poales, Poaceae.